AUGUUUAGGGAUAGAACGAAUUUGUUUCUUUCAUAUCACCGCACAUUUCCGCGCCAGCGGUCUGUGUAUAAUUCAGGCCAGGAAGCUAGUGAUCCAUUUUUGGGCAGUAACGAGAGUAUCCAGGAUCUUGAAAACCAUUCUGCAUCAGAAACUUACCCUAUGGUUGAUUUCUCAAGGAAAGCGAAUACCCUGCCGCCUGCUUACUUUGACUUGACACAUGAUUUGGAUACUAUUUUGGCUGAAAAUGCCGACUGUAUCAUACAGUUAACAAAACUAUACCGUAAGAACCUUCUUCCGGGCUUUGAAGAUAAAACACAGGAUGAGAAGCAGAUUGAGGAAUUGUCUUACCAGGUUAUUUCCAACUACCAGAAGUGCUAUUCAAUUAUGAAGCGCCUUCAGAACAUCAAGGAGACGCAGGUGUACCGAGGGACGCAGCUACGUAAGGGGGAAUUGGUAAUUCUGGACAAUUGCUGCAAGAUGUACGCUGUAAAAAUCCAAAACUCGAGUAACAAGUUCCGAGUAAUGCAGAAUAACUACUUGAAGUUUCUCAACAACGAUGAUUUCAAGCCAUUGCCGUCUGUAAAGGACGAUGAGGAGAAUCUGGCGUUGCUGGAGGAAGAAGAGGGCCAUGCCAACCAAUUGGAGGUCGAUUCAUAUUCGAGGGAAACGUUAAUGAAGCAACGGCAGAAACACCAGAAUACAAGGCUUCUUGAACAGAGGGACGAGGAGAUCACAAAAUUAGCGAAGGGAGUGCUAGAGGUUAGCACGAUCUUCAGAGAGAUGCAGGCAUUAAUUAUUGAUCAGGGCACAGUGAUUGAUAGAAUCGACUACAAUUUAGAAAACACUAACGUCCAGUUGAGACAAGCUCAGGGAGAGCUGACUGAAGCAACUAGGUAUCAAAAAAGGUCACAGAAGUGUCGGGUGAUUUUUUUACUGUCAUUGUUGGUGUUGUUAUUGUUCGUCUUCGUGCUACUUAAACCGCAUAGGAGUGAACGACAUAGCGAUAAUAACGAUAAUAAUAAGGACGGGAAAAACACAGGAAACAAGCCUGAGGAUGAUGUUGUUCCUGAGAUUGAGGUGACACCCCCGGAAGUAUCUUAG
Eremothecium sinecaudum is the source of this 1101-nucleotide messenger RNA. It is a transcript of the gene TLG2, whose product is annotated as t-SNARE syntaxin TLG2. Gene Ontology annotation, molecular function: SNAP receptor activity; SNARE binding. The transcript has a single exon. Gene Ontology annotation, cellular component: membrane; endomembrane system; SNARE complex. Gene Ontology annotation, biological process: vesicle fusion; vesicle-mediated transport; intracellular protein transport. The record is from RefSeq and is a predicted model, not a curated record. Bases 1 to 1101 code for a protein of 366 amino acids. Lineage: Eukaryota; Fungi; Ascomycota; Saccharomycetes; Saccharomycetales; Saccharomycetaceae.